AUGCUGGAAGCGGCAGUGGGCAAGCGCAUCCCGCUGGACGAGCUUCUCAACGUGUACAUGAAACAUCAGGGUUACGCCCUCUGUUUGGAAGACUUUCAGUUCGGUUCUGUGAGGGAACUACUGUCCAAAUUGCCCCGAUUAGUACGAAUAGAGACGGUGUGUAUGGACAAAGCACACUCACAGGUACCGCCGACCACGAAAGACGGAGAGUCCGUGGGUAUUAUACUGGCUCCAACGGAUUCCCUACAAUCUGAUAAAAAGUCCACCGAUACGCAAGAGUCAAUGGACGAUGGAAGUGAUAAUCAGGAUGCUCGAGAAAUGGAAUUGGUCACCCCGACCGCACAGCCUAAGGAGGUCUCACAAGAUGCACCUGUGACAGCAGAGUUGGAUGCACCUGAUACAACUGCCCGAACCUGGACGGUGGAUUACGUUUGUCUUGCUGAUCGUGCCCAAAUCAAACACCUCGCCCACAAAGUGCUCCUCGUACUCCUGGAAGCUCCAUCUGGGACCUUGUCUGUUGCACAAUUCUCCGAACGAUUUCGUUGCACGUUUCGUGAUGAGCCCAAUUUGAAUUUGAUUCACGAAGAGUUGGGCGACAUUGUUGAGUUCAAGAAGCUAUCUACUCGCACUACCGAUGAUGCACUGCUCGGAGCCUCGGGCUCAGCUCGGUGGAAUGAUGCCACAAUCAGUGAAUCUGCCGUGAUUAUGACUCCAUCAUCCUCGACAGCUUCUGAAGCAGACACUAGUAUGCGCACAACCGAUAGUCUGGCAGCUCCUUCUUCUGUUGGCACCGCCUCGAGCCCCGACCCAGUGACCAAUUGGGAGGCGACCACAAGCACCAUAUCGCUACGUCCGUUGAUCAUGUUCGCACGGGAAUUGCGGGAACUUCUCAGACAAAACCAGGGUAAACUAUUGCUAGUCCAACUGUGCGCGGUGUAUCAGCGUCGUUUUGGCAUUCCGCUACGACCACAACGCUAUAACUAUCCGUCUUUGGCCACUUUGCUACAGGCGGUCGAUUUUGUUGCUGUGAUGCGCGGGCGUGGUGUACGAAAUGCACUUUCCAAACUGGAUUUGCUUUUCCGCAAACCGAUGCAAAAAGCCUAUCAGGAGUCUGUGCAAACAGUAUUGGGAGAACUGCGAAAUUCACCAAUCACUUUGGGUAACAUGGCAAAUGAUACCUCAAAUUGUACCGCGAGCAUAUUUUCCAUUUUGUUCAAUUGGUUCCACUUCCGAGUUCAAAGUUUGGAAUGUCUGAAUGUGGGUUCAUGCCUUCCGCACUACUGCAAUAUCACGGAAGUCACAUACAUACUGAACAGAGUUUUGCCCACUCGUUCUAUCCAGGCCGACAAAGAUGGAACGUAUUGUCACAGUUCACCGGAACCUUUACCCAAAGAUGCCUGGUUUUGGGUUGCCAUAGCACUGGCAACUCUUUGUCUGUCACUGCUGUUUUGUGGUACUCUACUCGAGUUGUUCGUCUGGUUUUGCUGGAAAAAAGACAUGUACCGAGAGCGAGUUUUCCGGCAAAUCGUGGAUCAGUCAGCCUGUUCGGCACUGCUCUCCAACUCCGAACCGGACGAGGCCACAAGUUCCCAGUCCAGUUUGAACGCAGCGUUUGAGGAGGAUAAAGUUUCCCCGGAAUCCGGAAGUGGGGUGUUCGGUUUUCACUAUUCCGAGUAUCGAGAAGACUUCUUCGAUCGUCGUUCGUGGGGUUUACGCCUGCUCCAGAUCUAUUCGGUUCCGGCAAACAUUAUCCUACUCCGGUUUGAGUCUCACCAUACCGGUUUCGAUGGCAGUGGCAAACCGUUGGAAAACCGAUUGCAGAUCUUAGACGGCUUCCGUUUUAUCACAAUGUGUUGGAUCGUUUUCGCCCAUGGGAUUUUGUUUUCCCUAUUCACUUGCACUGGUGAUCGAACUCAUCGAUGGAUGAUGAUUAGGACCAUGGGGCGCUUAGAUUUGCGAUUUAUAACGCGGAUUCCAUGUAUUACUUUGCAGCGAAUAGAAAAAGGGUAUAUCACUGCUUGUCGGGACUUGAACUUGGACAAGAAGCGCUGUGAAUUGGACGCUACUAAUUAUGAGAUUAUUUGA
Messenger RNA from Echinostoma caproni, 2085 nucleotides. The record is from the annotation of a GenBank genome assembly. NCBI's taxonomy places the organism in Eukaryota, Metazoa, Platyhelminthes, Trematoda, Plagiorchiida, Echinostomatidae.